AUGGCUUCAGCAGCUGUCUGCAGCGCAAGAAUCUGCGGAACCAAGCGAUUGCAUCUGUUCGACGACGAAUACAACUGCGAUUUCCCAUCGCCGUACCCAUCGCCGGUUACCAAGAGACGCCGGUUCGUUCCCCCAGGUCUCGAGCGCCUUCAGGCGAGGUUCCCCAACAUGGAGGUGGCGGUUCUCGAGCUAGCCCUAGAAGAAUGCGGCGGCAACAUCGACGCCGCGAUCCACCGCCUCUGCCGUCUCUCCCUGGAAGAAGCACCUGCCUCAAAACCCAACCCCGCGGCGAAAAUCAGCAGCGAUCCUCCGACCCAGUGGGUUGAGCUGCUAGUGGAGGAGAUGGCGAAAGCGACGAGCAUGGACGACGCCAAGUCACGAGCCGGCAAGGUGUUAGAAGCUCUGGAGAAGGCGGUGGCGCAGGCCGCCGGGAAGGAGAGCAAGAGAAGAGCGGAGGUCAUGAGCAGGGAGAAUUCUUUGCUCAAACGGGCGGUGGCGAUUCUCUACGAGCGGCAGAAGGACAAGAAGGAGAAGGAAGCCGAAUCAGAGGCCCUGAAGAAAUUGGUGGCGGAGUACCAGGAGAAACUGAAAACCCUAGAGGCUAACAAUUUCGCCCUGUCCGUGCACUUGAGUCAAGCGCUCCGCGGCGGUUCAAUUUCCGGCCAUUGCCGCCCCGAUGUCUUCUGA
This is a messenger RNA of Linum tenue, 687 nucleotides long. NCBI's taxonomy places the organism in Eukaryota, Viridiplantae, Streptophyta, Magnoliopsida, Malpighiales, Linaceae. The record is from the annotation of a GenBank genome assembly.